AUGGUGAAGAAAAUUGAAGCUAAAUUCUUAGCUACUCUCUUCGUUUUCAUGGCUAUUUGCGGUGGUUUUGUGGCCGGAGGUGCAGAUACGGAGUUAGAAAACAAGUGCUCGGCGGAAUUUCAGAAGGUGACGGCGUGCUUGGCAUUUGCCACGGGGAAGGCGGCAGCGCCGAGCACCGGGUGCUGCGAUGCGGUGAAGGAUCUCAAGGAAAGUGAACCGGCUUGUCUUUGUUUCUUUAUUCUGCAGAUCCAUAAUGGUUCUAAUCCUAACAUUAAGCAAACGGGGGUUCAGGAAUCACGCUUGCUUCAGUUGCCUUCAGUUUGCAAAUUGACCAAUGCUAGUAUCACUGAAUGCCCCAAGCUCCUACACUUGCCUGCAAAUUCCUCUGAUGCUGCGAUUUUCACCAACGCUAAUGCUACAAUGACCACGCCGGGGACAUCACCCCCAACAAAUACUGGCGGCUCAAAUGAAUUCCGGCAUGGACCGCAGCAACUCACAGUACUUAUGACCGUAGUCAUGGCCAUCUUCUUCUAUGCAUUUCCUGCGGGGGUUUAA
Messenger RNA from Fraxinus pennsylvanica, 555 nucleotides. NCBI's taxonomy places the organism in Eukaryota, Viridiplantae, Streptophyta, Magnoliopsida, Lamiales, Oleaceae. The record is from the annotation of a GenBank genome assembly.